This is a messenger RNA of Rasamsonia emersonii CBS 393.64, 429 nucleotides long. RefSeq lists its product as uncharacterized. NCBI's taxonomy places the organism in Eukaryota, Fungi, Ascomycota, Eurotiomycetes, Eurotiales, Trichocomaceae. Gene Ontology annotation, molecular function: DNA binding. The annotation marks the transcript as partial. The record is from RefSeq and is a predicted model, not a curated record. The transcript has a single exon.
ACCUCCGCCAAUGACGUCAGGAGAGCUAUUAAUAACGUGGGGAAGGCAUCCCCCUCCCUUCGGAGAAUGUGGGGCCAUUGUAUUUCGUGGGGCGAUGAUUGUCAAUACGGAGUAAUAUGGGGUAUGGGAUACAGCAACGAGAUACUGAUUAACGUAAUCCACCACCGAGCUGGUCACACCACCGAGCUGGUCAGCCACAACACCAACACCGAGUUUUUGACUAUUACUACCACCACCACCCACCACCACCUAAUGGCCGAUAUAUCUAGGGAGGAACGUCUUCAAUUGGCCCUUCAGGCCUAUAAAAAGGGCCAAUUUCCAUCAAUCCGAAAGGCUGCAGAUGCAUUUGACGUGCCUAAAAGCACCUUAAUAACACGUGUCAGUGGGACUACUUCUCGCAAAGAUUCAAUCGCCAAUUGUCGAAAAUUG